Molecule: messenger RNA, 1080 nt
Organism: Closterium sp. Naga37s-1
Lineage: Eukaryota; Viridiplantae; Streptophyta; Zygnematophyceae; Desmidiales; Closteriaceae
Source: the annotation of a GenBank genome assembly
AUGUGUGUGUUUCCCCAGAAGUUUCGGGGAUGUAACCCCACAUGUGGGGGGGUAGACCCCGCAACUGACGUGAAUUGUGAGGCGUCUCACGAACUUCCCCAGAAAAUCCAGGAAUGUAACCCCACAUGUGUGGGGGUAGCCCACGCAGUUGGGGUGAUGGGCGAGAGUGUGAUGGGAGGGAGUGUGAUGGGCGAGAGUGUGAUGGGAGGGAGUGUGAUGGGAGGGAGUGUGAUGGGAGGGAGUGUGAUGGGAGGGAGUGUGAUGGGAGGGAGUGUGAUGGGAGGGAGUGUGAUGGGAGAGAGGGUGCUGAGAGGGAGUCUGAAGGGUGGAAGGGUGUUGAGAGGGAAUGCGAUGGGAGGGAGUGGGAUGACAAUAGGCGCUCGGGUACGGAGUGCGAUGGGAGGGAGUGCGAUGGGAGGGAGUGGGAUGGGAUGGAGUGAGAUGGCAGGAGGCGUGAUGGUAAGGAGUGUGCUCGGAAGAAAUGUGAUGGGAGGGAGUGUGUUGGGAGGAGGGAGUGUGUUGGGAGGAGGGAGUGUGUUGGGAGGAGGGAGUGUGUUGGGAGGAGGGAGUGUGUUGGGAGGAGGGAGUGUGUUGGGAGGAGGGAGUGUGUUGGGAGGAGGGAGUGUGACGGCACGAGGCGCGGUGGCAUGUCCCCUUGUGGCAGCAGUAGGCAUGGCGGGGGUCCCACUCAUCAUGCACUGGGAAGGAGGCACAUGCCAUGCCGACACUGACGGUGCCACCCUUUGUGCCGCCAUGCAUCAUGCCCCCUCCCGUCGUCUCUAUGCAAUGUGCUGGGAAGGGGAAGGAGCCACAUGUUAUGCCGUCACUGGUGGUGUUGUCACUGGCAACGCCGACACCAGUUGGGCCACAAUCAGCAAUGCCACCACUCGUGCAGCCGUGCAGCACGCCUCCUCCCGUCGUCUCUGUGUGAUGCGCCGGGAAGGAGACACAUGUGGUUCCAUCACUGGCAAUGCCGUCACUGGCGAUGCCAACACCAGCUGUGCCAUAAUCAACAAUGCCAUCACUCAUAGAACCGCCAUGCAGCACGCAUCCUCCCGCCAUCUCAACAUGAUGCUCUGA